UCGGUCUCCCGCACCGAGAGGCUACGUGCGACUCGACUGAGCGCCGUCAUGGGCAACAGGGGCCCCGGGGCCACUCCAGCGUCAGCGCUCUCACGUAGCCGAGGGCGCAACCCCUGGUGUCCAAAUGAGAAGGGACAGCGGCGGUGGACUCCCCUCGGACGCACAGUUGCGAAGCAUUAUGACGCCAAAGGGUCCAGCAUCUGAAGGUCUCCGGGCGCCGCACUGAGAGCCAUGGAUCACUUUUUCCGGAGAAAGCGGGUCGGGCUGCUGAAACCGCUGCUGAGCCUGUCUCUGGUCUUUGCGUCUUUUCUGAUGAUCCAUAAGCUGAAGCUGGCAGAGAAGGACGGACUGGGAGUUAAACAUCCGAGGGACGCCGGCUGGUGCGGCUCCGAGUGUUUUUCAUUCAGGAAGGGAGUCCUGAAAACUAGUCUGGGGAGCUCGGACUCCCCGGUGCUUCGUAACGAUUUGGAUGUGCAGCCGGUUUCCAACGGGACUCCGGCUUUCUGGGACGCGCAGGUUCUCAACUGCAGCGAGGACGCCUCGGUUCGGGCCCAGGACUGGUUCCGGCGCCUGGACCCGAGGUUCCACCAGUUUGUCUUGCACAGACACUGCAGGUACUUCCCCAUGCUCCUCAACCACCCGGAGAAAUGCGCGGACGGAGAGGUGCACCUCCUCAUGGUGGUCAAGUCCGUGAUCGAGCAGCACGACCGGCGGGAGGCGGUGCGCAAAACCUGGGGCAAGGAGCGCACGAUGGACGGGAAGAAAAUCAAAACUUUGUUUCUUCUGGGAAGCCCGACGACCGGCAAAGACACCAAAAACCUCCAGAAACUGAUCGAGUACGAGGACCUGAUUUACGGGGACAUCCUGCAGUGGGACUUCAUGGACACCUUCUUCAACCUGACCCUGAAAGAGGUCAACUUUCUCAAGUGGUUCGACAUCUACUGCUCCGGCGUCCAGUUCAUAUUCAAGGGGGAUGACGAUGUUUUUGUGAACACGCGCAACCUGCUGGAUCUCAUCGGCUUCAAGGUGGAGGAGCGCAAAGAGGCCGAACUGUUUGUGGGGGACACCAUCUCCAAGGCGAUCCCCAUCCGAAACCGGCAGAGCAAAUACUACAUUCCCAAAGAGCUGUACGACAAGCCAUACCCCCCUUAUGUCGGCGGCGGGGGGUUUCUGAUGUCCUCCCAGCUGGCCAGGAGGCUCUUCGUGGUCUCCGAGGACCUGGGCUUGUACCCCAUCGACGAUGUGUUUUUGGGGAUGUGCCUGCAGAAGCUCCACUUGGCCCCAGAGAUGCACGCGGGCUUCAGGACCUUCGGCAUCACCAGGCGCAGGGCGAGCCCCAUGAACAGCGAGCCCUGCUUCUACAAAGACCUCAUAGUGGUGCACAAACUGAGCGCGCAGGAGCUGCUCAGGAUGUGGAGCGUGGUGCACAACCAGGAACUGGUUUGCGCGCAAAGGACCUCCAUGUGAAUGUCGCUUUCUGUAACUUAAGUAACUUAAGCAAAUCAAUUUACGAAAGCUGAACUCAUUUUGUAUGUAUCGCAUCAUGUAUCGAUCAUGCAUGAUGAUCUUUACACAUUUCACUGAAUGUGCAGAGUCGUGUAGUUGAGGGAGGGCAAACAACUACAUAUACAAAUAUAAACAAAUAAAUAUACAGUAUAUGUACACAUAUGUAUGUCAGAUUGAAAAGAUUGCAAACUCUUGCAGUAAACUGAGCAGGUUGGACUUCCUCUCCACCACUUUAUGUCUUGCUACUUUUAUUUUCCAUUUUGUGAAACCACUACCACACAGCUCCUCAGUGUGCAAGCACUAAAGGGAGGUUUCUCGUUUCCUGAUUCUCGGUGCCAUUUCAGAUAUGGAGUCUCAUGGUUCCACGUUCUUAACCUGAGAUCCAGUUCUCUCUUCUAGAGACGUGGCUGCCACGGUUCUUGUGCCUUUGUGCAGGCUUAAAAGGACUUGACUUUGUUAAGACACGGUUGCUUUUAUUGUCAUUUUCUGAGUUCAGGAUUUCAAAGGGACUGUCAAAGUGAAGUGUAUGCACUCACAGGACACAGCAUAGAUCAAACAAGCUCAUUCAAAGUUGUGUGAUUAUUUUGUAGGGUACUGAAAAUGUAAAAAUCAAAUGAUGUGAAUUUGUGAAGUUAAUGUAUUGUUUUUAUUUUACCUUUCAUUUGUUAAGUGUUAACCCACGUGUUUAUGAUUUUCAGAGACAGGCCAAAAACCAAAGAAACUUAAAGGCUGUAAAACUGUAGAUUUAUGUAUGAUAGUGUAAAUAAAACUGGAUCUCUUUGUCAACUUUUUAAAUACAGAAUGAAUGUCAAAGCAAUUGAUUCAUAUUGGUGUGUCAUUAGGAGUGAACAGCUGGAGAACGACAUAUAACUGGGGUAAAGAGUUGGGAUAACAUCACUGCUUCAAGAUCUGCGGACAAGGCUAUAACUUCAAUACAUGUGUCUUUGUAUAUUCAUGGUAUAUUAUAUUGUGUUAGUUUCACUUGCUUUAAAAAAUAAAGGGCUGUU
Molecule: messenger RNA, 2513 nt
Organism: Xiphias gladius (swordfish)
Lineage: Eukaryota; Metazoa; Chordata; Actinopteri; Istiophoriformes; Xiphiidae
Gene: b3gnt7l
Product: UDP-GlcNAc:betaGal beta-1,3-N-acetylglucosaminyltransferase 7, like
Exons: 1
Coding region: 232-1467 (411 amino acids)
Cellular component (GO): membrane
Molecular function (GO): hexosyltransferase activity
Source: RefSeq, a predicted model, not a curated record